Molecule: messenger RNA, 3545 nt
Organism: Marchantia polymorpha subsp. ruderalis
Lineage: Eukaryota; Viridiplantae; Streptophyta; Marchantiopsida; Marchantiales; Marchantiaceae
Source: the annotation of a GenBank genome assembly
GUCAAUCGAUGUUGCAGGAAAGAAAGAAAGGUGAGAAAGGCGUCGGAGCGUCUUCGCCUUCAGCAGCUCGACUAUCGACAAUUUGGUCGAUCGAAGGUCGAGGGGAGGAAGGAAAGAGGGCGAGGGCGAGGGAGGCAAGACAGAGCAGGGAUUAGAAUGGACAUUUGACAGGGAGCGUGGCGGAGUUGGAUCGAUCGAUUGGAUUGCUCCCCGGGAAUCUGAGGUCUGGUGAUAGGGCACGAUGAGUGGGCACGAUUCGAAGUAUUUCACCACUACCAAGAAGGGAGAAAUACAUGAGCUCAAGGAAGAGCUCAAUUCGCAGUACAAGGACAAGAAGAAGGAUGCCGUCAAAAAGGUUAUUGCUGCUAUGACAGUCGGCAAGGAUGUGUCCAUGCUGUUCACAGAUGUCGUCAACUGUAUGCAAACCGAAAACUUGGAACUCAAGAAAUUGGUUUAUCUCUAUCUCAUCAACUAUGCCAAGAGUCAUCCCGAUCUGGCAAUCCUUGCAGUCAACACUUUUGUCAAGGACUCUCAAGAUCCGAACCCUCUCAUACGGGCUUUGGCGGUCAGAACCAUGGGGUGCAUUAGAGUGGAUAAGAUUACCGAGUACCUGUGUGAUCCCCUUCAGAGGUGUCUCAAGGAUGAGGAUCCUUACGUCCGCAAGACCGCAGCCGUUUGUGUGGCCAAAUUGCAUGAUAUCAAUGCAGAAUUGGUGGAAGACAGAGGAUUUCUUGAAGCACUCAAGGAUAUGAUAUCCGACAGCAACCCGAUGGUAGUUGCAAACGCUGUUGCAGCUCUUGCCGAGAUUCAGGAGGGUUCUAGUAAACUUAUAUUCGAAAUCACCAACCACACUUUGUUCAAGCUGUUGGCUGCCCUGAAUGAAUGUACCGAAUGGGGCCAAGUCUUCAUACUGGACGCUCUUUCCAAGUACAAGGCAAAGGAUGCGCGUGAUGCAGAGAACAUUGUAGAACGUGUGACUCCACGUCUGCAGCACGCAAAUUGUGCUGUAGUAUUGUCCGCAGUGAAGGUCAUUCUACAGCAGAUGGAGCUCAUAACUAGUGUUGAUGUAGUCCGUAACCUGUGCAAGAAGAUGGCUCCUCCAUUGGUUACACUUCUUUCGGCAGAGCCGGAAAUACAGUAUGUGGCUUUACGCAACAUCAAUCUUAUUGUUCAACGCCGGCCUAGUAUUCUAGCACAUGAAAUCAAGGUGUUUUUCUGCAAGUACAAUGAUCCUAUAUACGUGAAAAUGGAAAAGCUGGAAAUUAUGAUAAAGCUGGCGUCUGACCGUAAUAUUGAUCAGGUUCUUCUGGAGUUCAAGGAGUACGCCACCGAAGUGGAUGUGGACUUUGUUCGUAAGGCAGUUCGUGCUAUUGGUCGAUGUGCCAUCAAGCUCGACCGAGCUGCCGAGCGAUGCAUCAACGUACUACUUGAGCUUAUCAAAAUCAAAGUCAAUUAUGUUGUCCAAGAAGCAAUUAUUGUCAUCAAAGAUAUUUUCCGUCGAUAUCCCAAUAUGUAUGAGUCUAUUAUUGCAACCCUUUGUGAGAGUCUGGACACGCUUGAUGAACCUGAAGCUAAGGCAUCCAUGAUCUGGAUCAUUGGUGAGUAUGCCGAGCGUAUCGACAACGCUGAUGAGCUGUUGGAGAGCUUUUUGGAAAGUUUCCCGGAGGAGCCAGCUCAAGUCCAGCUGCAACUUCUGACUGCUGCGGUGAAGCUUUUCUUGAAGAAACCCACUGAAGGCCCCCAACAAAUGAUACAGGUUGUGCUCAACAAUGCCACGCAAGAAACAGAUAAUCCUGAUCUACGAGACCGAGCUUACGUCUAUUGGCGUUUGCUUUCCACUGAUCCGGAGGCUGCCAAGGAUGUGGUACUUGCUGAAAAGCCGACAAUCAGUGACGAUUCGAACAUGCUAGAUCAGUCCCUUCUUGAUGAUCUUCUUGCCAACAUCGCGACUUUGGCUUCUGUUUACCAUAAGCCUCCCGAUGCAUUUGUAAGCAGAACCAGGCCUACGCAACAAAGAGAUGAAGACGAGGAGUACGCUGAGCAAGAUUCUGGAACUGGUGAUACCUCGGCCCCUCUUUCUGAGGCAGGCCAAGUGUCUGGCGGGUAUCAAGGUGCAAGUCCUUCUAGUCCGCUUCCUCCUCCCGGUGGUUAUGGCGCACCGCCAAGGGCUACUGUUCCUCCUAGUGGUCCUCCACCUCCAGCAGCUGCGGUGGUUCCUGAUCUUCUAGGAGAUUUGAUGGGCUUGGACAACGCCCUUGUUCCAGUUGGACCAGUUACUCCAGCCACACCUGCUGGACCUCCUCUUCCUGUACUACUUUCUGCCCAAGAUGGACAAGGACUGCAGAUUUGCGGGCAGCUGAUAAGACGCGAUGGACAAGUGUUCUACUCCCUUAGAUUUGAAAAUAACACGCAAAUGCCUUUAGAUGGCUUCAUGAUCCAGUUCAAUAAGAAUUUGUUUGGACUUGCUUCAGCAGGCCCACUUCAGGUACCGUUACUGCAACCAGGGGGUUCCGCAAACACCUUGUUGCCAAUGGUUUUAUUCCAGAAUGUGGCUCCAGGUCCACCAAGAUCAGUCCUUCAAGUUGCCGUUAAAAACAACCAGCAGCCUGUGUGGUAUUUUGAAGGCAAGGUCCAGUUGCAAGCUCUCUUCCUAGAAGACGGCCAGAUGGAGCGCAGCACGUUCUUAGAGACAUGGAAGUCGUUGCCAGAUUCUCAUGAAGUUUCCAAGGACUUGCCUAAUGCGAUAAUCACCAACAGUGAAGCAACGCUAGAGAGGCUGCUGAAGACCAAUCUUUUCUUCAUCGCAAGGCGGACUUUGAAGGAUACAAAUCAGGAAGUGCUUUAUCUGUCCGGAAAGGUUCCUCCAAAUGUUCCGUUUUUGGUAGAGCUAACUUUCUUGGUAGGAUAUCCAAGUGUUAAGUGUGCCGUGAAGACCCCAAGUCCAGAGAUGGCACCCCUAUUUUUCGAAGCAAUGGAGAGCCUCUUGCGAUGAGCUCUUUUAUUACAAUGGGUAUGUUAUAUCUGGGCACAGCAGAGAUGGAUCUAUGAGAUUGGAGUGCUCUCUGUGUAGAGGAGUACUGGUAAUGAAGUCAUUUAAAUUGCCAAUACUAAACACAUUUUUUCUGGUCGCUUUUCACUGCAAUGCAAUGCAUUUGUUCGGGAUAAGGGCAGCCAAUGUAGUUUUGGGCAAAUAAGGCUUGUGUUACUUUCGAAGAACACGCUAUUGUUCUAGUACAGGCUGAUCAAGCCUUAGCAAUCCAGACUGACUUACGGAUGCAAUGAAAGGAGGUCCUGUUGUACAAUGACCAGUAGGAAGAUUUAGUGCAUGCAGUUGUUCUGAUAGUAUAGAAAUCGUUAAAUGUUUAUGCCUUGUUUUGUGAAAGGCACAUAUUUCUAUUUGUCCGAGGCUUUUGUGUCCCCGCAAUUGUGUACAGAUUAAGUGUCCUGAAGGUGUUGGAUAGUGUAGCGAAUUUUAACGACUUAAAGAUCGUAAGUAUCUACAAACGUAAAGUUCCUAAUAAGUGACAGAGUAACCCUGCAUUUGU